AUGCUCAUUCACAGCCAUCUCACACAGUCAAAGGUUCACUCCACCCAUUCACACCCAAUCGAGUCGUUCAUCGCCCCAUCAACCCCAAUCAGAGGUCCAUCACACAAUCACACCCAAUCAGAGGGUCAUCAUCCGCAUCACACGCCUCAUCAGAGGUCUCACCCCAUCAACCCAAUGAGACGGUCAUCACCCAGUCACACCACAAUCAGAGGUCAUUCACCCGCAUCACACCCAAUCAGAUGUCAUGCCCCAUCACACCCAAUUCAGAUGGUCAUCACCCAUUCACACCCCUCAGAUGGCAUACGCCCAAUCACACCUUAUCAGAGUCAUCACCCCCAUCACACGCAUAUCAGAAGGUCAUCUACUCCACACUCACACACACCAUCACUCGAGUCAUCAACCAUCACACCCAAUAGAUGGUCAUCACCCAAUCACCUAACCACAGAGGUACACUCCACCCGCAUCAACCCAAAUCAGAGGUCAUCACCCCAUCACACCCAAUCAGAGGUCAUCACCCCAUCACACCCAAUCAGAGGUCAUCGCCCAAUCACACCCAAUCAGAGGUCAUGCGCUGCCAUUCACACCCAAUCAGAGGUUCAUACCCUACAUCACACCCAAUCCAGAGUCAUCACCCCAUUUCACCACACCACAUACAGAGGUUCAAUCUGCCCUGCCAUCACAACCCAAUCAUUAGGUUCGAUCACCAAUCACACCCAAUCAGAGAGUCAUCACCCAUCACACCCAAUCAGGAGGUCAUCACCCAUCUACACCAAGUCAGAGUCAUUCCACCAGCAUCACACCCAUUCACGAGAGGUCAUCACCCCAUUAACAUCCUGCAUUCAGAGUAAGGAUAAUCACCUAACCAAUCACACCAAUUUCAUAGAGGUUAUGCACCCCAUCACACCCAAUCAGAGGUCGAUCACCCAUUUUCACACCACAAAAUCAGGAGGUCAUCAGCCCAAUCAAACCCGAUUGCAGAGGUUCAUCACCCAUCAACACCAGAUCAGGGAGGUCAUCACCCAUCACACCAUCACCCAUAUAUUCAGCAUGCUCAUCACACGGUCAUCUGAUCCCCAUCACACAUGCCCACAAUCAGCACGCGUAUACCCAUUCACACCCAAGAUCAUAGGCUUUCAUUUUCGCCCAUUCACAACCACAUCAGAGCGUCAUCACCCAUCACACCCAAUCAGGAAAGGUUUCAUCACCCCAUCCCCCCAUCAGAGAGUAUACCAUCACAACACGCCAUUCAGAGAGCGUCAUCAUCCCUAUCACACCAGUUCAUCGCACGGUCAUCACCCCAUCACAAACCCCAUUCCAGAGGUCAUCACCCCAUCAACACCAAUACAGAGGUCAUUCACCCCAUUCACACCCACAGUCUCAGAGGCUCAUCACCCAUCCACUAUACUCCCCAUCAGAAAGGUCUCAUCAACCCAGAUAUUCACUACCAAUCAGAGUUCAUCCGUCCCCAUUCACACACGAAUCAGAGGUCAUCCCCUAAAAAAACCCCCAUCUAACCCAACCAGAGGGGUCAUACCCCAUCACACCCGAAAUCAGAGGUCAUCACCAUCACACCCUACGUACAGAGGUCAUCACCCAUACAGCCCGAAUCGGGAGUCAUCACCAAUCACACCCAUAUCAGGAGGUCAUACCCCAUCACAACCUCAUCAGAAGGUCAUCACCCAAUCACACCCAUCAGGAGGGUCUCACCCCGAUCAACACCAAUUCAGAGAUCAUCCCCAUACACCCAAUCAGAGCGUCGAUACCCAUUCAACCAAUCAGAGGUCAUCGCCCCAUCACACCCAAUCAGAGGUCAUCACCCAUCAACCCCAUCGAGAGGUCAUCACCCAUCCACAGCCCAAUCGAGGUCAUCGCCCAUCACAGGCCCAACAGGAGUCAGUCACCAUCAUCACACCCAAUCAGAGGUCUAUCACCAUCACACUCAAUCAAGAGGGCUCAUCACCCCAUCACAGCCAUAUCAGCGGCAUCACCCAUCCACACCAAUCAGAGCGUCAUCACCGCCUCACACCCAAUGCAGCAGGUCAUCACCCCAUCACACCCUACAGACGGUCAGUUCACCCAUACGACCCAUCAGAGUCAUCACCCAUCUCACCCCAUCAGGAGGUCAGUCACCCGAUCACAGCCCAAUCAGAGGGUUCAUCACCCAUGCAGGAGGUCAUCCACCCCAUCAGCACCCAAUCAGAACGGUCAUCGCCCCACUUCACACCCCAACUCAGAGGUCAUCACCCCAUCACACCCAAUCAGAGGUCAUCACCCCAAUCUACACCCAAAUCAGAGGUCAUCACCCAUCACACCCAAUCAGAUGGUUCAUCCCCAUCACACCCAAUCAGAUGUCAUCACCCAUCACACGCCAAAGAGUCAUCACCCAUCCACACCCCAUUCCACAGGUUCAUUACCCCAUUCACACCCAUAUCAGAGCGUAUCGCCCAUCACACCCAAUCAGAGGUCAUCACCCCAUCACACCCACUUCAGAGCGUCAUCACCCCGAAUCACACCAAUCAGAGGUUCAUUCACUCCAUUCACACCAAUCAGAGGUUCAUCACCCCACUAUAUCCUAUAUCCAUAUUGGCAUCACCCAUUUCAACCCAUCAGGAGGUUCAUCACUCCAUACACCCAUCAGAGCGUCAUCACCCAUCACACCCAAUCAGAGGUCAUCGCCCCAUCACACCCCAUCAGAGGUCAUCACCCCAUUCACACCCAAUCAGAGGUCAUCACCGCCCAUGCACACCCCAUCAGAGGGUUCAUCACCCCAAUCUACACCCCAUCAGAGGGGUCGUAUACCCAUCAACCCCAUCAGAGGUCAUCACCCAUCAACCCAUCAGAGGUCAUUACGCGCAUCACACGCCAUCAGAGGUUCAUUCACGCCCAUCACACCCAUCAGAGGUCCUCGCGCCGUAUCACAUCCAAUCAGAGGUACAUCGCCCCAUUCACCCACAAUCAGAGGUCAUUUUCACCGCCAUCACACCCAAUUCAGAGUUCAUUACCCAUUUUCAUCACCCAAUCAAGAUGUCAUCACCCAUUCACACCCAAUUAGAGGUCAUCACCCAUCACACCCAUCCACCAUUCAUCACAGCUCCCAUCACAGGUCAUUUCAUAUUUCAUCAACACGCCCAUUUUCACAGGUCAUCACACUUUCAUUCACACCCCAUCACAGGUUAUGCACCAUUUCAUCACACUCCGAUCAACAGGUCUUCACCCAAUUCACACGCCGCCAUUCUGAGGUUUAUUCCGCCUAUCAACCAAUCGAGGAGCGUUCAUCACGCCAUUCGACACCCCAUCACGUUAGGUCAUCACUCCCAUUCAACUCCAAUCAGAGGUCAAUCUACCUCUCUAUCACCAGAUUGUCAUCACUAA
This is a messenger RNA of Penaeus vannamei (Pacific white shrimp), 3372 nucleotides long. Lineage: Eukaryota; Metazoa; Arthropoda; Malacostraca; Decapoda; Penaeidae. The record is from RefSeq and is a predicted model, not a curated record.